AUGCUAGCAGUCCUGAUGGCAGUGACGGUGGCUGCGGCCACGCCGAAACAACGAAAGAGAGAAGCUCCUCUCAGUUCAUACGGGCCGCCGUCGAAGCCUUCUCCGUCCUACGGUCCUCCCCGACCAUCCUCAAAGUACGGACCACCAUCGAAGCCUUCCAGUUCCUACGGAGUACCAUCCCGACCUUCGUCAAGUUACGGGGUACCGAAACCCUCGUACGGAGUUCCCCGUCCUCCAUCAACCAGUUAUGGAGUACCCACGGGUCCCUCCAGUGUAUAUGGAGCGCCCGGAAAGGGUUCAGGAGGCCAUGGCGGUGGCUUCGGAUCAGGAGGUUCAUUUAGUUCUGGUGGACACGGUGGUGGUUUCGGUUCAGGAGGCGGCAUCUCUUCUUCGUACGGCGCCCCAUCUCCUUCAUACGGUGCUCCUUCACAUGGAUCAGGAGGACACGGCGGUGGACACGGCGGCGGUCACGGAGGCGGUCACGGCGGCUCGUCGGGAGGUGGAAGCAUUUCGUCAUCAUAUGGCGUCCCUUCACCUAGCUACGGAGCUCCAUCUUUCGGUUCGUCGGGCUCCGGUGGUCACGGCGGUGGUUCCUUCGGUUCUGGAGCAGGUGGUAUCUCAUCGUCAUAUGGUGCUCCUUCUCCGUCUUACGGCGCUCCCUCGUUCGGUUCUUCUGGUUCCGGAAGUCUAUCGAGCUCCUACGGCGCGCCCUCUCCAUCCGACUCGUACGGUGCUCCGAUUCCAUCACCUUCUUAUGGAGCUCCGUCCGGUGAUUCAGGACACGGCAGCAGUGGCUUCGGAGGCUCAAGUUUUGGCAGCAGUGGUUUUGGAGGUUCAGGUUUUGGUAGCAGCGGUUUCGGCGCAAGCGCUCCCUCAAGUAGCUACGGCGCUCCAUCUCCUUCAUACGGCGCUCCUAGUAUUGGCGGCGGUCACGGCUCAUCAGGAGGUGGAUACUCUUCAGGGGGAUCCGGUGGAUACAGCUCCGGAGGUGGACACGGCUCCUCAGGCGGAUAUAGUUCGGGCGGUGGACACGGGUCCAGCAGCAGUUACAGCUCAGGAGGUUCGGGUGGAUACAGUUCCGGAGGUGGUUACAGUUCAGGAGGAUCUGGUGGGUAUAGCUCCGGAGGAGGACACGGUUCCUCAGGCGGAUAUAGUUCAGGAGGAUCUGGUGGAUACAGUUCCGGAGGAGGACAUGGUUCUUCAGGCGGAUACAGUUCAGGAGGUGGCCACGGAUCCGGAGGCGGGUACAGCUCAGGAGGCUCUGGAGGAUAUAGCUCCGGAGGCGGCUAUAGUUCAGGAGGAGGAUACAGUUCCGGAGGCUCGGGUGGAGGUCACGGCUCCGGGUCGGGAGGCUACUCCAGUGGGGUGCCCGCCACCAUCAGCCAGGAAUACGACGCCAGCGGCGGCUAUGUGUAUUAA
Danaus chrysippus (African queen) is the source of this 1419-nucleotide messenger RNA. The record is from the annotation of a GenBank genome assembly. NCBI's taxonomy places the organism in Eukaryota, Metazoa, Arthropoda, Insecta, Lepidoptera, Nymphalidae.